AUGAAAAAUGAGCCUCAAUCCACGUCCAAUAUCAACGAAAUCAAUCGGUGCGAAUCCCGCUUCUCCGUCGUCACUAUCAGCAUACAAUCAAUGAUUAGCACGACUACGGCUCUGCCAAACCAGUCAACGUUUUCAUGGAUUUAUGAAAAGAUAAAAAACGCAUUCAAAUUUGGAAACCAAGCUGAGCAAACACCGGAAGAGGUUAUAAGUGACGUGUUAAAAGAAUGCUCGGCAAAAUCACCUGUUACCAACGCCAAUGGAACAAAUCGUUGCGAAUCCCGCUUUGCCCUCGUCAAUUACUGUCAGCAAUACAUGGUUACCACAACUACUGAAACGUAA
Messenger RNA from Ambispora leptoticha, 339 nucleotides. Lineage: Eukaryota; Fungi; Glomeromycota; Glomeromycetes; Archaeosporales; Ambisporaceae. The record is from the annotation of a GenBank genome assembly.